ACCGAUAAAACUUGUCAAAAUUUUAUUUCAAUAGAAUAUUUUUUUAAAGGCAUAUAAUAUUUUUUUUAUUAUUAAAAUUUAACACAAAUAUAUUAAAAUAAACAAGGCAAAAUAAUGUUCUCAUUGCGUUUAAUAAAUUCGUUAACGAGAUCCCUUAAGAGAUUUACAAAAAAUUCAAAAAUAGUGAACACACGACACUAUGCUUCAGCAGAAGAUCCGCGAGUAACGAAAGGACUAGUCAUUGGCGUUUUUCAAAAAGAAGGUGAUAAGGAUCCCAAAUUAACUACAAGCGGUGAAAAAUUUGAUGAUCGCGUUCAGGGAAAAGUAUCAGAAUUAGUGAAAGAAUGCAAUAUCACCGGACAAUUGGGUAAAGGCAAAAUAUUCAACAACAUAGAUCAAGAAUAUCGAUCAGUCGCUGUAAUUGGUUUAGGCCGCGAGGGAGCUGGAUUUAAUGAAUUAGAAAUGAUUGAUGAAGGAAUGGAAAAUGCUCGCAUUGCCGCUGGUGUCGGUGCUCGCACUUUACAAAUGCAAGGUUGCUCAGAAGUUUUCAUGGACUCUAUGGAAUAUCCUGAACAAGCCGCCGAGGGCAGCGCUUUAGCAAUAUGGCGUUAUAAUGACAAUAAGCUGAAAAAGAAUCGUACUAUGGUGCCCAAAUUAGAAUUGUAUGAUUCUCCAGAUGUUGAUGCCUGGACUCGUGGGCUUUUUAAAGCCGAAGCACAGAAUUUAGCACGUCGAUUGAGUGAUGCUCCUGCUAACCAAAUGACACCAACAACAUUUGCCCAAGCCACAGUCGAUGCUUUAUGUCCAUGUGGUGUUACUGUUGAAAUACGUACAAUGGAGUGGAUAGAACAGCAACAUCUAAAUUCGUUCCUCACCAUAGCCAAAGGAUCUUGCGAACCACCGGUAUUGUUGGAAAUAAGCUAUUGUGGUACUGCGCCCGAGGAUAAACCUGUUCUAUUAUUGGGUAAAGGCAUGACAUUUAAUAGUGGUGGUAUUUGUCUGCGUCCCAGCAAACACAUGGAUGAAUAUCGUGGUGCUAUGGCUGGUGCAGCCGUAUGUGUUGCUGCCAUACGUGCAGCCGCUGCCCUUUCGUUGCCGAUUAACAUUUCAGCCGUUAUUCCUUUAUGUGAAAAUAUGCCUUCUGGUAUGGCUUGUAAGCCAGGUGAUAUUGUUACCCUACUUAAUGGUAGAACAUUGGCUAUAAGAGAUACAGAAAAGGCUGGUGUUGUGGUAAUGGCAGAUCCUUUACUUUAUGCUCAAUCUACUUAUAAGCCUCGUUUAGUUGUUGAUGUUGCUACUAUGGGUAAAGGUGUUGUAAAUGGUCUAGGUGGUAGCGCUACGGGCAUAUUCUCCAAUUCUCAUUAUAUUUGGAAGCAAUUCCAAAAGGCUGGUGCUCUUACGGGUGACCGUAUGUGGCGUUUGCCAUUAUGGAAUUACUACAAGAAACUAGUUACAGACAAUAUAAGUUUCGAUAUUAGCAAUAAUGGUAUUGGCCCAGCUUCAAGUUGUUUAGGUGCUGCUAUUCUGCACGAAUUCGUACCCUGUGUUGAUUGGGCUCACUUAGAUAUACGAGGCGUUGGCAUGUUAACACGUUUCGGCACGGUUCCAUAUUUAUUAAAAGAUCGUAUGACGGGACGGCCCACAAGAACUUUAAUACAAUUUCUAUAUCAAAUGGCUUGUCCAGACGCACAGGCAAAAUAGUUAUUAACCUUUGAAAUUGAAAAAGUCAAUGAAAUGGAUUUUCAUGAUGUGUUAGUGCGUUUGUUUGGUGAAAGUAUGAUUCAAUCAAAAUUCUAUUAAGAGUGCAUUCAACAUUUCUAUUUUGUGAAUUUUACUUGUUUAUUAAUUGUUUAGACAUAUAUUUUCUUCAAAUAUAUAAUUUUUGUAUAAAAA
Calliphora vicina (urban bluebottle blowfly) is the source of this 1893-nucleotide messenger RNA. RefSeq names its product cytosol aminopeptidase-like. Gene Ontology annotation, cellular component: cytoplasm. NCBI's taxonomy places the organism in Eukaryota, Metazoa, Arthropoda, Insecta, Diptera, Calliphoridae. The record is from RefSeq and is a predicted model, not a curated record. Gene Ontology annotation, biological process: proteolysis. The transcript is spliced from 8 exons. Gene Ontology annotation, molecular function: metalloaminopeptidase activity; manganese ion binding. Bases 115 to 1701 code for a protein of 528 amino acids.